This is a messenger RNA of Coprinopsis cinerea okayama7#130, 1623 nucleotides long. RefSeq lists its product as hypothetical. The transcript has a single exon. Bases 1 to 1623 code for a protein of 540 amino acids. The record is from RefSeq and is a predicted model, not a curated record. NCBI's taxonomy places the organism in Eukaryota, Fungi, Basidiomycota, Agaricomycetes, Agaricales, Psathyrellaceae.
AUGUACCAGGAGGACUCGCCCCGCUCGGCCGCUGGACGGAGUGGCCACGCCCGGGCCCGUCUCCUCGCCACCCCACCUUCACCCCCGCCCAUCCUACCCAUCCAUGAGUUCCCCGAGGUACCGACGUUCAUACGGGAAUGGUGCGACGUGUACCUCGGGGCUGUCCUAGGACAGACCAUGCUCAAGCGUACGCCCGCUGUGGCAGACAUUCAUUCCCGCAUGAGGAAUUUGUAUGUUUCGAGGGUGGAGUGGCGGAGGUGUUUAGCUGGGUGCCACUCGUCGUUGGAUGAGGAUGGAGUUGGGGUUGGUGGUGUCGGUGUAUGUGAGGGACUAGCUGAUGGUGGUACUGCGGGUGGAUGGGAGAGGGAGCAUUGGCAUCAUUAUCUUGUGGUGGAGGUUUCGCUGAAGGGCGAGGAAGAGCAAGGGAGGAAGGGUGCUGGUGCUGGUGUGGCUAGGUGCACGACGAGUCAGGUUCAAGGACAUCUUCGUAUCGAGGGUACCUGUCGACCUCAUCUUGUUUUCGAUCAUAACGACCCGCUGGGUAGAGUAUCCCCAACUCAAUCUCCACCUUCGCCUUCUGCCACCUCAACAGACUCGUUCAGAAUCACCAGCAACUACGACAGCAACGAGAAUUUUCUCGACUUUUCGUCGUUCAACAUCGAGGAUGAAGAUGUAGAGUCGACGCCUGUACCUGCUCGGAGGCGCUUCUCUGGUAGCGACGACGGCCAUGGCGAGGGGGUUAACUCGAAACCUAAGGCGCAGGGAGACACGAGUCCGCUCUUCAUUAGUCCUUUUGCGUCAAGGACUAACAGUUCAACGUCGACUGUCGCCACUGAGAGGACCUCGUCGUCUCCCUCUUCCAACUCGCCUUCUCGAUCCAACUCCCACACCAAAUCACGGUCCAACUCCAACUCCAAUUCCGAUUCCAAUCGCAACUCCAGCACACAUUCGAGCUCGUCGAGUUUUGGGUCGCUGAUGGGCAAGAGGGGUAGUAGUGGUGGUGGUGAAGGGGGACCAAGUUCUGCAAUGGCGGAUAGACUGGUCGUUUCGACCAUCGAACAUGGUCGUCCUUUGUAUGGGCUCCCUGGGUCGUUGGAGGACCAGCACGUUCGAACUUUGUUCCACGACCACGAUGACAGGGUGGGCGAGGCCGGGGCCAGCGAUGAUAGGCCCGCGCUCACGCUGCGCGACUGGGCGUUGUUAGUCGAUGUGGUGGAGAGUUCGGUUCAAGUUGGGGAGUUGGGGUUGGUGCACCAGCCUCCUUCGUUAUCUGGCGAUGACGGUAACGGGUUAAAUGGGGGAAGCGAGGAGGGUGUUCAAGUUGGACUGGACGAACGAGCUUGUUGCUGUAGGGUGUUCAGACGCCUCCUUGCUGUUGUGCCGUCGGUCUCGAGUUUGGAACCUGCUCAGCGUGGAGGUAUCGGAGAUGCAGUCUCAGACCCGUCAUGUCCUGAGGAGCAUAUGCAGGGCCGGGAGAAGAUUCAGGAAGGUAUUCGGGCGAGGUUUGAACAGAGGAAGCGGAAGUUCGAUCGGGAGGUAUGUUUAAAACCUACUGUCUGGGGGGACAAAGAUGCUGAUUUGAGGCUUGGGUUUUUACUAGUUGCGCCUUAUUUCUGGACAUAA